Sander lucioperca (pikeperch) is the source of this 2616-nucleotide messenger RNA. Its product is annotated as zinc finger protein ZIC 4-like. Gene Ontology annotation, molecular function: RNA polymerase II cis-regulatory region sequence-specific DNA binding; DNA-binding transcription factor activity, RNA polymerase II-specific. The record is from RefSeq and is a predicted model, not a curated record. The transcript has 2 exons. Gene Ontology annotation, cellular component: nucleus. Gene Ontology annotation, biological process: central nervous system development; regulation of transcription by RNA polymerase II. The coding region runs from base 248 to 1402 and encodes 384 amino acids. NCBI's taxonomy places the organism in Eukaryota, Metazoa, Chordata, Actinopteri, Perciformes, Percidae.
UGCUGUGUUUCUUCGUCUCCGUUCACCUCCAUUCACACAGUAAAUAAAAGCAUGGAGGCUCCGACUCUCGGGAUCUAAUACCGAACAGCGGGGGGUAAAGACACCGCAUGCGCUCUCCCUUUCACCAAAACACACAGGAAGGAAGCCAGGACAGCGGCGGACGCUUUGCCAGUUGGAUUUAACUCGUUUUACGUGGAAGAGAGGGUUGUAGUUGGAGACAGGAGCGGGGCAGCCCGCCGUGCUGAGCAUGAAGCGGACGGCUGUAGUGGCCAGGCACAAUGGCCUCGUCUCUCCGCUGGGGAACAACAACUCCGGGGCUUCGAGCAUCGUCUCACCACCACAGCCGAGAGCCACUAGUAUCUCCGCUUCUGCCGACAGUGGUGUUGGCGGUGGGAUGGACGGCCUGCUGGAUUUCUCCAAAGGCCCCACCGUCAAAACCGAGCUGGUCUGUAAAUGGAUUGACCGAACUUCUUCGAGACAGAGGCUUGGGCGGACGGCGACAUCCGUCUGCGACCAAACUUUCAGCUCCAUGCACGAGCUGGUGGACCACGUCACCACCGAGCAUGUAGCAGCGGGGCUCGAGACCCUCAGUCAUGUCUGCAUGUGGGACGAGUGUAUGCGCGGCGGGAAGGCAUUCAAAGCCAAAUACAAACUCAUCAACCACAUUCGCGUGCACACCGGGGAGAAGCCUUUUUCAUGCGCAUUUCCCAACUGCGGCAAGAUGUUCGCACGCUCCGAGAACCUCAAGAUCCACACGCGCACGCACACUGGUGAGAAGCCAUUCCAGUGUGAUUAUUGUGAGCGACGCUUCGCCAACAGCAGCGACCGGAAGAAGCACUCACAGGUCCACACAGCCUCGAAGCCCUAUGACUGCAAAGCCCUGGGCUGCACCAAGUCCUACACCCACCCCAGCUCCCUGCGCAAACACAUGAAGGUUCACGUCAAGUCGUCGCCUACCUCUGAACCCCAGGACGUGUACGACUCCAUCCCUCAUCAACUCCAACAACCUCAUCAAGCCCUCCUCGAGCCCCUCGACCUUAAAAUGAAUCGCCUCUCUCCAUCACUUGCCAAUAAAAACACAAAUUUUCCUCUCCUGUCCAAUCACCAAUUGGAUAUCAGCUCAGCCAGCGAAGUUGACCAUAAGCUGCUGCUGCGGAGUUCAUCACCAAUGACAAUGCCUCUGGAUCUCUCUCUGUCAAGCCUGAAGAGUCAGCUGGCCCAGAAGCAGCAGAGUGGUAGGACCCAGCGGAGGAGCCAGCGCUCAGUCAACCCAGCCUUACCUCAGUUGUCUAACAUUAAGGAGUGGUAUGUCUGUACCAGGAGUACAGCACCACACUUUCCUCUACUUCACCCAGACCACAUCAAAUCAGAACCUAGUGAUGACGAGGAGUAUGUCACGUAGGAUGGAGGGACUGAGAAUUUGGACUUGAAGAACAUGUAUUGUCAGACCCAGGUCAGGCCAGAGAAUGCUCUGUGGAAUCAUAGUUGCUGUAAAUUUCCAGAACCAGCAGUUGUAUGGUUCAACAUCAGAGGCCCUGCUAAGAUGGAGAAGGCUGUGAUCAGAUGGAGACCUUUUUUACUGUCUCUAAUACAAAACUCAGCUUGGCGAUCAUCACUAUCUGUGGACCAAAAAGCAAUGGCUCAAAUGUUGAAGAUGAAUUCCAUCGUUAUGGUUAUCAAACAAAAUGUUUGACAAAAAAACUGCAAGAUAUCCAAUUAGUGCUAGCUAGCUUACCUGAGCUAACAAAGGGGAUUACAUUGUACAAAUGGACCAGGCAAUGUUGGGUACUGCUCUGCUUGCUAUUAAAGAAUAUGAAGAGGGUGUGUGUACAUGAUGACCUCUCUAGGGAGACAGAUUAUUGACCAAUUUAUCUAAGCGCUCCACCUAAAUGAAGCAAUUUUAAGGGCUACAUUGACACUGAUAGAAGGUGGUUAAUGUUAUCCUGAGGUCAAUAUAGCUCUGUACACAUGGUACCCCGACAGGUCCAAAACAGCAGGCACACAGGUUGGAGGUGAGCGUGUGCCUGUUAUGGCCCCAGUAUGUUUUAAACAAACUAGUUUGUACAUCAGAUCAAAAUUUGUUUGAAGCAGCUGAUUUUCCUAUCAGAAAGGGGUUUUUAAAUGCUGUUAGGUGAUCCAACAAGCACUUUGUUUAAAGCAAACUGAUGCCUUUACUUAUAAACCAUUGGUAGUAACUUGUUCAAACGUGUUUUAUGUGAUCACAGUCUAAUCCAACACAGUAGCCAGCAGUGAAGCUGCAGUUUGAAGACCAUAGGGACUGUUCCUUCUUUGUACUGAUCAUUAAGUGUCUCCUUAACCUCUUCAACUCUAUGGACCUUUCAGUGGGUUAAUCGCCUGCAUCUGUUUACACUCCAUCUACAAUUAAGUCAAGACCACAAGGUUUCCAAAAUUACCAUAUAUGUCAUACACAUAUUCCUUUAACAUGAAAAUGUGUAUUAAAUGAUGCACAAGACAUCUAUUGUUUUCCCUUUGAUCAAAUGGUGCAGCCAUAAAAAGUGGAAUCUUGGAUUUGAAAAUUGACUCAAUGUAGCUUCAAUGAAUCAACAAAACGAGCAGAAUGUAUUGUGAAAGAUUGUGGUACAGCUUGGAAAAAUA